Tetrahymena thermophila SB210 is the source of this 486-nucleotide messenger RNA. RefSeq names its product SOSS complex subunit B1, putative. NCBI's taxonomy places the organism in Eukaryota, Ciliophora, Oligohymenophorea, Hymenostomatida, Tetrahymenidae. Gene Ontology annotation, cellular component: SOSS complex. Gene Ontology annotation, biological process: response to ionizing radiation; double-strand break repair via homologous recombination; mitotic cell cycle checkpoint signaling. The transcript is spliced from 3 exons. Gene Ontology annotation, molecular function: DNA binding. The record is from RefSeq and is a predicted model, not a curated record.
AUGUACGAAGAUAGAAUUGAAUAUAGGUAGUAUCAGUAAAAAUAAACUUAAAAUUAAAACGAGCCUAAGCGGAUUAACACAUAGCAUUUAGAUUCACUGAUUAACAGACAACCUUCUCAUCAAAUAAAAAAUAUAAAACCAUUCGAUAAAAACAUAGAAUUGAAAUUUAUAGUCCUUUCAAAGAGUCCUCCUAUAAAAACAAAGCAAGGAACGAUAAUGACUCCAAUGAUAAUAGCAGAUUCUACAGGAUGUAUUUAAAUGAAUGUCUUUGACGAUUACGGUACUUUUAUAUAAGAAAGCAACACAUGCUACACAUAAAACGCAUAUGCAACCAUGUACAAAGAUAGACUUAUUCUAUAUUAAGGAAAAUAAGGGAUAUUAAAGUAGCUUUCUGAUUACUUUUUCGAUUUUAAGACAAAACCAAAUAUUAGUGAUCAAAAUUGGUCUGAAUAUUUGGCUUCAAAAUAGAAUAAUAAUAUGAAUUGA